Messenger RNA from Vigna umbellata (rice bean), 1026 nucleotides. NCBI's taxonomy places the organism in Eukaryota, Viridiplantae, Streptophyta, Magnoliopsida, Fabales, Fabaceae. The record is from RefSeq and is a predicted model, not a curated record.
UUUUUAAUUGUGUAGACUGUGCUCAAUAGAGUUAAUACAUUCACAAAUAUCACUUACAAGGAAGAUCCAACCAUUUUUGCUUGGGAACUGAUGAAUGAGCCUCGGUGCAACUCAGACUCUACAGGUGAUGUGUUACAGGAUUGGAUAAAAGAAAUGGCAUUCUAUGUGAAAAGCAUUGAUACAAAACAUCUGGUGGAGAUUGGACUGGAAGGAUUUUAUGGCCCCUCGACACCUCAGAGAUAUCAGUUAAACCCAAAUGCAUAUGCUCACCAGGUCGGAACUGAUUUUAUCAGGAACCACCAGGUUCUGGGUGUUGACUUCGCUUCUGUUCACAUAUAUCCAGACUCAUGGAUUUCACAAUCAAUUGCUGAUUCACACCUCCCAUUUAUAAAGUCUUGGAUGGAAGCGCACAUAGAGGAUGCUGAAAAGUAUCUCGGAAUGCCUGUUGUUUUUGGUGAGUUUGGUGUGUCUGCAAAAGCUCCUGGCUUCAAUUCAUCAUACAGAGACAACCUUAUAAACACUGUGUACAAGACAAUCCUAAACUCUACCAAGAAAGGAGGCAGUGGAGCUGGAAGCCUUGUGUGGCAGCUCUUUCCUGAUGGAACGGAUUACAUGGAUGAUGGGUAUGCAAUUGUUCUCUCAAAAUCACCUUCCACAUCAAGCAUUAUAUCCCUUCAAUCCACAAGGCUAGCCCUCUUCAAUUCCUUGUGCUCUACAAAAUGUCGUUGGGGUUGUAAGAAGCGAAAUGUGUUGGAAACAGCACUCUAUCAUGACGAACUCUAAUACCAUAUGAGGAAAGUUGCAAACUUCUGCUAUGUAAAAAACAUGUAUCCGGUGCAUCCAAGAUAAUAGCUUCAGUAUGAAAAUGAUACUACAGAGAAAAGUGAAGAGAAGAGAUAAAUAUGGGUAUGCAGCAUACCAUUGUAUUGAUGCCAAUAGUUACACUUUGUAUGUUCUGACAGUUGUGUGGCAAUUUGUAAAAUAAGCUAGUAAUUUUGGUGUGAAGAACUAUGUUAUUAUAUCAGU